Messenger RNA from Actinia tenebrosa (Australian red waratah sea anemone), 1717 nucleotides. RefSeq lists its product as uncharacterized. The record is from RefSeq and is a predicted model, not a curated record. NCBI's taxonomy places the organism in Eukaryota, Metazoa, Cnidaria, Anthozoa, Actiniaria, Actiniidae.
ACACGCUCUUUUAACUCCAUUUGAAUUAACAACAUCAAAACACAUAAAAGGCUUCAUCCAAAACAGCAUUUAUCCAAUACUUGGUGAAACUUGUCGAAGACGUUGAAGAAGUAACUUUAUAUAGUAAGAUGGGAGAAGUUGAAGUGUCAGAUUCAUGGAACAAUCGCCUCAAGACCCUGGCUGAAGGCCUUGCAAGCAUGAUCCCCACAGUUGGAAAGGUGGUGAAGGUCGCCAUACAGUUAUUUUGGCCCGAUGACACAGAAGAUAUUUGGUCACUGAUCAAGUCACAAGUCGAGCAUCUCAUCGAGGUUAAGAUUUUGGAGCACGAGCUGGAUGAACGAGAGGCACAGUUGAAUGGUUUGAAGCAGAGCUUAAGUAUGUAUUCCGAUGCUACGAAUAAAGAGCGAGCGAGCCUCCUUUCUGCCAUCAUAGUACAGUGCAAUGAAUUGUACAGCGAGCUGACUGAGUCAGAUAAUACUAUCCACUUGAUCCCUCUAACCGUUGCCCAUGCGUAUUUACACUUGACCGUACUCAGAGAGCGCUACGAACAUGGCCUUAAACUUUAUAGCGAUGCUACAGAUCAAGAUCAAUGGGAAAAAGAUCUAACCACUAAAGUAUCUGACUACCAUUCACACUUCCUCUCUGUGUACUCUCAGUGGCAAGAGUGGAGAGAAGAUGAAAUAUCGGUGUCAGUAAAGACAAAGAAAAAACCCAUGGGCAUUCCUCCAUUUUUCUACUGGACGGCGUAUGGCAAAACGAAAGAUUCCUUCGACGGCGAGUCUGUCAAGUACAGUGAAUCGUGGAAUAAGAACAAAAAAACUUUCAAAGACGUCCAGAAGCGCGCAAAAUUGAGGAUGUAUAAUGAAGCGAAUGCCAGUAUGAUGAUGGACGCUUUUAUUCGAACGUUCAGCCUCGGGAAUUUCCUUCCCGGUCAUGAGAACGACGCAGCUAAAGCUGACACUACCGUGUCAGAAGUGAGCUACGGUCCGUACUCCGUGGCACUCACGAAGGGGGAUCAUGAAAAGAAAAACAUGGCGACAAUAAUCGGUCAAGAACUAAAGGACAAUAAUGGAGUCAUUACAGAGAUUCACAUCUGGGCUGGAAACUUUGUAGAACGAAUUCAGUUUCACUACGAGGGCAAGGGUGCCGGCCACGCCUUUGGUGCGCCCAAAGUAAGUAGCAAGAGCGAACAUGUAAUCACUCUCUCAGAUACCCACGUAACAGGGAUGAAGAUGGGAUUUUCAAAUGGGGUGAUGGCAAGAGUGCAGUUUAAGUUCAGUGAUGGCAGCUCUAGUGACGCUUACGGUAACAGAGGAUGGCGCAUGAAGUAUAAACAAGAAGUCGAUGUUGACAGUGAUUUUCGUUUGGUUGGAGCGACAGGGAGGAAGGGUAACGGGCCUGGUGCAGUAGGUCUAGCGGAAAUGAUGUUUAACUUCCAACACAUCUCCGUUGAUCCAUCUUCUUGAUCUGCAUCGGUUGAAGUUACGCCCACCGAAAAUAGAACGUUUCAUACUCUAAGUAUUAUUCAUAUGUACGUAAGAAUAAGAUCGAGUCCAUGGUCUCUCGAUAAAGAAUAUUAUGCAUAUAUAUUUUACUCUUUUGUGCACGUGUUUACUCCAUUUUUCCAAUUAAUAUAUAUUAUAUUUUAGAUGAUUAUGAUAAUUAAGUUUACAACAUUGUAAUAUUGUAAGUAAAUAAAUGUCCAAAAAGUACCUUU